ACGAGCGGUCCGAGUGGAAGUGAAGUCCAGACCGACAUGGCCUUGCGUAUGCCAAGGCUUCCACCACCCCUUUCCGGAUAAAACAACGUUUGUCUUCCUACGCUGCGUAGGUUACGUGUGCUCUACUCUUCCUAUAUCUCGAUCCUUCCUUCCACUCUGGUCUCUUUCUAAGAAAAGAAUGAACUUGGCUGCCAAGAUACCUGCACAACUAAAGCGCGUCGGGUUUCCAUCCGACUCAGUUCCGGGCCUCGCCUUACAUAUACGCUACCACAAUCCACGAAACGGCAGCCGAGCAAUCGAGCACAAGGAUGCGCUGACGAACCCGGCCGAUCGACCCCCCGACCAGCGGCGCCCCCGACGCGCGCGCCUCCGUACGUGGCAGAGAUGACGAUGUCCGGGCGGUACGUCGCGGCCACGGGCGCCCUCAUGGCGUGCGGCCACUGCGGCGGCCUCCGACGCGUCAGGAUGGAGGGCGAGUUCGUCUCCUGCGACUCGUGCGGAAAGGUCCUGCAGCAGCGGGGCCGGAAGCAGCGCGCCGUGGAGGUGGAGGCUCGGCGGCGGCGGCGCUGGUUGGGGGGCAGGAAGAGACGGGACGGCCGCGCGGCGGCCGGUGGCGGAGGCAUGGUCGUCGGACGGGAGGCAUCUGAUGCCGAGUCCGACACUGGUUGUGUUUGUUUCGUGGAAUCGUCGUCGUAGUGAUUGCGUCCUCCUCAACUGAUGUUUUAGAGCAGUUUGUGGAUUCUGGGCUAGACAGCGUCACUGAACAAGAUAUCGAUGAUAAUGCUGGGAAAGUUGCAAUUUAUAGCCUGUUUGGCUGAAUUUAAUCCUUGGAGGACAGCCAGACAGGUGGGAGUAGAUUAGCGUGUGAGUUUUGGUGGGUGCACUGCCUACCUAACCUUUCACUUGUUAUAGGCAGGGGCCUCUUGUAAACAUCUUUGCUAUAUUUUUUUUUGACAAAAA
Triticum urartu is the source of this 960-nucleotide messenger RNA. Lineage: Eukaryota; Viridiplantae; Streptophyta; Magnoliopsida; Poales; Poaceae. The record is from RefSeq and is a predicted model, not a curated record.